AACAAAAUUACAAUACAAAAGAAGAAAAUGUUUUAUGCUUAUUUAUCAAUAACUUACAUUAUUAAAGAAAUCGUGCGUUUCAUUGGUAAAAACUCCUUUGGUGAUUAGCAGUAAUACUUCUAAAAUAGCAUUAUAAAAUAUAGAAAAUUCGUUUGCUGUAAUCACUUCUACAUAGUGCACAAAUAAAGUGAAAUAUUUUUUGUUAAAAAAUUUAACGUUGUAAAAAUUACGUACCUAUCUAUAUGCAAUGACUUCAAGCGAUAAAAUACCUUUGAAGCAGGCUGAGGUUUCGGUUCGUCGAUUUAACGACCUUGCUAUUCCUCAUCACUUGGGCUUACUCAAAAAUCAUCGUAGCAAUAUAGAGAAAAGCCUUGCGCUGGGUGACUGGAACAAAAUUAAGAAGGAAGAGAUAAAUGCAACUCGCGUUAUUAAACAAAUAAAAAAUUUGUUGUUGGAGAUGGAUGUAUUGCGAGAGAAAGUUCGACCAGAGGAUCUUAAACGAUUCGACAGCAUGAUGGAAGAAGGAAAAAAUAAAGCCUUUCAAGGCAUGAGCGAAUAUUUAGAGCUCAAAUUGAAAACACCAGCUUAUAAUAAGUACUCUGAAUCUAUGAUAAACUUUGAAGAGGACGAAACGACACAUCCAGUAGAAAUCGGAUCAACGAUGGCUCAUCGGCAAGUUCUGCCUGCGAUAGAGGCGAAUUUCGAACAACAGGAAUACCAGUUGCAACAACGACAAGCAUGUCUAGAUGAAUUGGAACAAUUGCAAAACGAAAUACGCGAUCUGAAUGGAAUGUUCCGUAACGUGCAUAAUAUUGUUCACGAGCAAGGAGAAAGUGUGCGAGUAAUUGCUGAUAAUGCAGAGGAAGCGCUUGAGCAAGUGCAAAUUGGUGAAAGUAAUUUGAGGAGAGCACUAACAUAUAAAAAAGCAAUGUAUCCAGUGAUGGGAGCAUUGAUAGGAACAUGUGUGGGUGGGCCUAUUGGAUUAGUAGCCGGUUUGAAAGCAGGAGGACUUGCGGCCGUAGGAUGUGGGUUGCUGGGUUUUACAGGAGGUUCUGUUCUAAAGAAUAACCCAUCAGCUAAUCCGGUUGUAAUGCAAGGUAAUAUUGAAGAAGAAAGUUCUCAAGAUACUAUAGAAAUGGAAAAAACAAACGAAUGACGUUUAGAAUCAGUUGAUGCCACGAAAAAUCGAAUGGUAGAAACUCGUCAACUAUCGCAACUGUCUGCAGGCAGAAAUAGGCGAUUAGAUCCGGUAGCACAAGCUACCGCAGGUGUGAUAUGUAGCGUACGCAAUUACUGUUCUAUACAAUAAAGACUUAUUUAGUUUUAGUUUGUAUGUUUUAAUAUAUAUUGUGAAUUUUUUAAGUUUUGACUAAUCAUAUUUUUAUUAAAUAUCUAUAUUCAAAAAUAAAAACGCAAUUGCAGUUUCCCUUCAUGGCUGCCAAUG
Ceratitis capitata (Mediterranean fruit fly) is the source of this 1444-nucleotide messenger RNA. RefSeq names its product syntaxin-17 (gene Syx17). Gene Ontology annotation, biological process: vesicle fusion; exocytosis; intracellular protein transport. Bases 248 to 1156 code for a protein of 302 amino acids. The record is from RefSeq and is a predicted model, not a curated record. Lineage: Eukaryota; Metazoa; Arthropoda; Insecta; Diptera; Tephritidae. Gene Ontology annotation, molecular function: SNARE binding; SNAP receptor activity. The transcript has 2 exons. Gene Ontology annotation, cellular component: autophagosome membrane; endomembrane system; SNARE complex.